This is a messenger RNA of Lycium barbarum (goji berry), 1218 nucleotides long. RefSeq names its product chaperonin-like RbcX protein 2, chloroplastic. Lineage: Eukaryota; Viridiplantae; Streptophyta; Magnoliopsida; Solanales; Solanaceae. The coding region runs from base 177 to 845 and encodes 222 amino acids. Gene Ontology annotation, biological process: ribulose bisphosphate carboxylase complex assembly. Gene Ontology annotation, molecular function: protein folding chaperone. The record is from RefSeq and is a predicted model, not a curated record. The transcript has 5 exons.
AAAAAAAAAAAAAAAAAAAAAAAUCCUUUGUCAAACAAUUUUGGACCUCAGAAAAAAGCUUACUUAAAAUCCCAAAAUGUAUUUUCAAGAAUCUGCAACAGAAGAUUCAGCCAGCACCCCCCACUGCUCUCCACCCCAUCAAUUUCAAGCCCCAACAAAGGCCAAAAAAGAACAUAAUGGUUGGAACUUUUUCUGGGUCUGGAAGAUCAUUAGCUGAUACUCAUUCUUCUUCUCCAUGUUUGUGCUUGAAUUCUAGUCUUAACUCAGGCAGCUCUAAUUUCAAGACUAGUGGGGAAUUGGGUUUGUGGAGAAGCUUUAAGGCUAGGAAACAGUUGAAUUUAAGCAGUAGUUUCUUGGAAGCAUGGUGUGAGUUGAAGUUAUCUGCAAAGAUGAUAUCUUUGGCUGUAAAUGGGGUUUCAAGAAAGAAACAAAAGAUUGGGAAAUUCACUGUUGUUGGUGGUUUGGAAGUGGAGGAUGAUGAUUCAGGGGAAGAUGUUAAAAAUGAAAUGAUCAAUGUUAUAACUUACAAAGCUGUACGGACUGUUCUGCAACAACUCUAUGAGAUGAACCCGCCACAGUACACAUGGUUUUACAAUUUUAUAGUACAACACGUGCCUAACACGGGGAAAGAAUUCCUUCAACAGCUUUUCAAGGAAAAGCGGGAACUUGCUGAGAGAGUGAUGAUAACCCGUCUUAACCUUUACAGCAUAUGGAUGCAGAAAUGUGAUCAUGCUGAAAUAUAUAACAGAAUAUCUGAUCAGAACGUGGAAUUGAUGCGUGAACGACUCACUCAAACUGUUAUAUGGGCAUCCGAAGAUGAUGAGAUUGCUGGAAGUUUGGAUUGAUUAAUGGGAGAAGCCUAAGCUCUCUUUGGUGUUUUUGCCCUUCCUUUUUUCCAUUAGUCUUGAUAGGCAAAACCGUUCUCCAGUGGUUGUCAGUCAUUUCAAGUAACAAUUUAGCUCUGGAUAUGUAACCAUAUCGUGACAAAAGGUUGUUGCGGGUGGGCUGAGGAGGGAUGUGAAAGGCAUCCGUCUGACAAAUAUAUCAGGCUACAUGCUUUGAUCUGUAUAUCAUCCAUGUGUGACCUCAACUUUUAUUGUUCUGAUGGGGAUGAAAUAUUUACACUAGCAUUUUUUAGAUUUCUUCCUUUUUGCCUAUAUAUGUAUUCUUAAAAUUGUUUAUAUAUAUUGCAAAAUUAAGCUAUAUUAGCAAUCUUAA